Spinacia oleracea (spinach) is the source of this 2242-nucleotide messenger RNA. RefSeq names its product cytochrome P450 CYP72A219. NCBI's taxonomy places the organism in Eukaryota, Viridiplantae, Streptophyta, Magnoliopsida, Caryophyllales, Amaranthaceae. Bases 64 to 1647 code for a protein of 527 amino acids. Gene Ontology annotation, molecular function: oxidoreductase activity, acting on paired donors, with incorporation or reduction of molecular oxygen; iron ion binding; monooxygenase activity. The record is from RefSeq and is a predicted model, not a curated record. The transcript is spliced from 5 exons.
CUAUAUCUUUUCCUUUCUUUCUCACAAUCAAACACAAAAAAUAAAUAAAAUUAGAGUAAGAAAAUGGUGGAGGUAGUCUUGAGCAAUAAUAAUGUUACAUUUUCCUUGGUGUGUAUUUUGGCAAUAGCAUUGAUAUGGAAAGCAUUUAAAUGGGUGUGGUUGACACCAAAAAUGUUAGAAAGACGUCUUAUAAAACAAGGAUUUCGAGGUCACUCUUAUAGGAUAUUGUUUGGUGAUACCAAAGAUAUUGCCCAAAUGGUGAAACGUACCACUUCUAAGCCCAUGGAGUGCUUUUCGAAUGAUUUUAUACCUCGGAUCUUCCCGUUUCAUCAUCAAAUUAUGAAGACCUAUGGUGAAAGAUCAUUUUUGUGGAAUGGGCCAACACCAAUAGUGAGCAUAACAAAACCAGAAGAAAUAAGAGAAAUAAUGAUGAAGAUAUAUGAUUUUCCAAAGACGGCAACUCCACUUAUGAAGAGGCUAACAAAUGGGUUGGUUAGACUCGAAGGACAUAAAUGGGCUCGAGAAAGAAAGUUGCUUAAUCCUGCCUUCCAUAUGGACAAAAUUAAGCAUAUGGUGCCGGCUUUUCAUGCGAGUUGUAAUGAGAUGAUCCAAGAAUGGGAGAAGAUGACAUCCGAAACAGGAUCGAGUGAGGUAGAAAUGUGGUCAUAUCUACACAAUCUUUCAGCAGAUGCAAUAUCUCGUGCAGCAUUUGGGAGUAGUUUUGAACAAGGAAGGAGGGUUUUUGAACUUCUUAGAGAACACACCUCCAUUACUGUACAAGCUAUGCACUCAGUUUACAUUCCUGGGUCCAGGUUUCUUCCAACUACAACGAACAAGAGAGAGGAGAAGAUCAUCAAUGAAAUGGAGUCUUUGUUAAAAGGUAUGAUUCAAAGGAGGCAAAAGGCAAUGGAUGAUGGAGAAGUAGCUAAAGAUGACUUGUUGGGUUUGUUGCUUAAAUCAAACUUAGAAGGAACACAAGAACAUCAACAUGAUGGAAAUAACAUGCAACAACAUUUUAAGAUGGGCAUGGAAGAAAUAAUAGAAGAGUGCAAGAUGUUCUAUAUUGCUGGUCAAGACACCACUUCUUCAUUGUUAGUUUGGACUCUUGUUUUGUUAAGCAAACAUCAAAGUUGGCAAGAUCAAGCUCGAAAAGAGAUUCUCACAACUUUUGGUCAUCAUACACCUCAUGUUGAUGGCUUAAACCAACUUAAAACGGUGAAUAUGAUACUUCACGAGGUUCUACGACUAUACACACCGGUAUUUUCCCUUAAUCGAAAGGUUAUCCAUGAAACAAGAGUAGGAGACAUGGUUCUACCAGCAGGUAUACAAAUUCAUUUGCCAUCAAUUUUUAUUCAUCACAGUGAAAAGUUAUGGGGUUCAGAUGCAAAAGAAUUUAACCCAAACAGAUUCUCACAAGGACUUUUGAAAGCCACUAUAGGGGGGAAUAUGUGUUUCUUUGCGUUUGGUUGGGGGCCUCGGAUAUGCAUUGGAUCGAAUUUUGCGAUGAUGGAGGCUAAAAUGGCAUUGGCAAUGAUUUUGCAACGUUUUUAUUUAGAGCUCUCACCAUCUUAUGCUCAUGCUCCUACUAUAGGUUGUGGAACUCUUCGACCUCAAUUUGGUGCUAAGUUGAUAUUACACCGUAUCUAAAGACGUGCGUAACUGGGUUGGCUAAUAUGUGAGAGGUGCUGGUUAAGUAGAGUUCCUUCUUCUUACUCUAAAAAACAAAUUAUACGGGUAAUACGUACGUACUACGUACAUUAUGACUAAUCCUACAACAUAUUACACAAUAACAUUUGAUUUUUAUAUAUUAGAACGAAAAUUUGUUAAAGUAAAUUAUGAGUUGUGCAAAAGUCAAACUGUUGCGAGUAUUUUAGAACAAAGGGAGCUCUGGCUAGUUUAUGAUUAGAUUUCUCAACAUGUCAGCGCUUAGUUGGAGGUAUAUGUACUCCGUAGUUCAUAAUAGUUGUAAUAAUUAGGUCGAAAUUACUGAAAUAAUGUUAGACUAGAGAGAAUACAUAUUAUUAAUGCUAUUGUAGAGAAAGUAACAAAUUUUUUUGUUAUCAUUGAGAAUUUGCAAAAGUAUAAUACCAUAAAGAAUUUUCCUUUUUUGGGGGGUAUGUUGUACAAAAUGAUUCUUUACAUGUAUUGACCUCCAUUGUAGAAGUUAAGGCCUGCCAGUUGUAAGAUUAUGUACUUAAUUGAGGGAGAAAUAUUUUAAAGUUAUGGUUCGUUCUCGUGGUGG